AUGGCUACAGGAGGAGAGAAUUUUGACGAUAUCGAUCCAGCUCUCAAGGCAGCGAACGACAAAAAUCUGGCCCUCCUCGACCAGAUGAAAAUGAUGCGAGAGGAAAUGAAUUUCUACCAAGCCAAGCUCGCUGAAAGGCAACCCGCCAUCACUGGUGAGAAGAAGAACAUCAAGCUACCUCCUUUUAAUCUAGAAAAACCGCAGCUAUGGUUUUCACAGGUAGAAUCUAUCUCUACAGUUUGGAACAUUACAAAUGAGAUGAUGCAAUAUUCUCUGCAGCAACGUUUACCUCGCCAAACGCAAGCUAUCUUGCAGACGCACGCUCAAGAAACAUCAAUCAAUGAACUGGCCAAAAUCGCAGACCGAAUUUUGGAGAUUGUCCCGCCUCCAUCUGUUUGCGCCGCUACUGCACCACCUGAGACUCAAACAUCCAAUCUUGAGAAAAUGCUCUUAGCUUUAACAGAGCGACUUGACCAACUCGAAGUGACCCAAAAGAAACUGCACCGCAACCUGUCUCGCUCACGGUCACGCUCUCGUUCCCGCUCGGAAAACGACCGUCGUAAUGGUGUCUGCUUUUACCGUCACAAGUUUGGCGAUGAAGCACGUGCAUGCCGUCAACCUUGCAGUUACAAACCUAAGUCCACGCCGACAAACUCCACCGGCAACCAGUAGUGGCGGCCGCUGGUUGCUCCACAGAAUCCAACCGCCUCUUUGUCACGGACGCCCGCAGCAAGUUAGGUUGUUACCUUAAUUAAGUUCUUUAUGUAAUAUUAUAAUUCAUUGUAAUAAUAUAAUAUACUGAAUUUUUAAAAAAAAAAAAAGUUAAGGUUUUUAUUUUACCUACUACGACCAUAUCAUUUUCAUGAAAUUAUUCUUAAAUUGAUUACAUGGUAAAAUUUUUCCUCCAAAAUGUA
Molecule: messenger RNA, 914 nt
Organism: Bemisia tabaci
Lineage: Eukaryota; Metazoa; Arthropoda; Insecta; Hemiptera; Aleyrodidae
Source: RefSeq, a predicted model, not a curated record